CGUCACUUACGUGUCAACAAUUCACAACUUACCAUUUCAAAACACACGAAAACACUCUCGGGUUGGUCCAGAAAGUGAUAGUACGUGUCGCUGCGGAAAAACUUUUAAAUUUCAUUAAUUUUCGAAAAAACAAACUAAAAUCCAUACACUAUGGCCCCAAAGCAGAGAAUGCGUAUCGCCAACGAAAAAGCCAGCAAAAUGGUGACAAUGAGGGGAAACGUACCCAAAUCGUCGAAACAAGAGAAGGAAAGCUCGCCAGUAGGCCCCUGGCUCCUAGCUCUUUUCAUCUUUGUUGUAUGUGGAUCAGCAGUUUUCCAAAUUAUUCAGUCUAUCCGUAUGGCAUAGUCAGCUCAACUUCCAAUAAUCAUCAUGUUUUCGUUAUAAACUUAUAAUUUUUGUAAAAUUGUUUUUCUAUUGUCAAUUUUUAAAAAAAUGUAAUAUAUAGUGUAAUUCUGUGGUCAAAAAAUCCUUUUAAUACAAUUUACUGUGUGUAUGUACGUAUACUUAUUUAAAUAAUUUUUCAGAACCAAUAUUUUUUCUUUAAUUAAAUGCAUUUGUGUACUUCAUGCAAGAUUUGGGUAUGUUAUGUAAACAAUAAUUUUUCAAGGGUUUAGUAGAAAGUUAAAUAUUUUUACAUGCAUUUAGUAUGCACAAAAGAUUAUGUUUUAUUUCUAUUAAAAAAAUAUAUAUCCCAGAUUUUAUCAUUCCAAUCAAUUUACUUUGCAAUAUGAACUGUAAGUUUUUUGAUCUUUGAUAAUAUAUUAUUAUUUUAA
This is a messenger RNA of Anthonomus grandis grandis, 773 nucleotides long. RefSeq names its product stress-associated endoplasmic reticulum protein 2. NCBI's taxonomy places the organism in Eukaryota, Metazoa, Arthropoda, Insecta, Coleoptera, Curculionidae. The transcript is spliced from 2 exons. The record is from RefSeq and is a predicted model, not a curated record. Gene Ontology annotation, cellular component: endoplasmic reticulum. Gene Ontology annotation, biological process: endoplasmic reticulum unfolded protein response. The coding region runs from base 151 to 345 and encodes 64 amino acids.